UGGAUCAUGUGUCUGUCUGUCUAAUAUUCAACUUAAAACUAACUUCACCGCUUUUUAAUACCAGCACAGCUGAACCAGCUCAGUCUUAUAGCAACGAAUCUUUAUCAAAAUAAGAUGAAAAGUUUGUUUUUGUUGCUUCUCUUCUGUCACGUUUCACCAGCAGUGAAACACUCCCUGAAGUAUUUCGCAGCUGCAUUUUCUGGAGUCUCAGACUUCCCAGAGUUCAUGGGAGCUGCAGUGUUUGAUGGUAUUCUGCUGGCUUACUGCGACAGCAACACCAGGGACGUAGAAGCAAAACAGGACUGGGUGGAAAACAUUUUACAAAAUGAUCUUCCGCAGUUACUGUAUUACAGUCAUGAGUGUUUUGAGUAUCUGCCAAAUGUCUUCAAACCAAGGAUUAAUUUUUUAAAGCAGCACUUCAACCAAAGUGGAGGUGUCCAUGUUUUACAGAGGAUGAGCGGCUGUGAGUGGGAUGAGGAGACUGGAGAGUUUAAUGGUUUUAGUCAGUAUGGUUAUGAUGGAGAGGACUUCAUGGCAUUUGACCCAAAGACAUCGACAUGGAUCGCUUUGAAACCACAAGCUGUCACCAUCAAAGAGAGAUGGAAUGCUGACAAACCUAGAGCAAAAAAUAAUGAGGUUUACCUCACUCAGCUUUGUCCUGAGUGGCUGAAGAAGUAUUUGGACUAUGGGAGGAUGACUCUCCAGAGAACAGAGCUUCCCUCAGUGUCUCUCCUCCAGAAGACUCCCUCCUCUCCAGUCAGCUGCCACGCUACAGGUUUCUACCCUGACAGAGCCACGAUGUUCUGGAGGAAAGAUGGAGAGGAGCUUCAUGAGGACGUGGACCUCGGAGAGAUCCUCCCCAACAACGAUGGAUCCUUCCAGAGGAGUGUUGACCUGAAUCUUUCAUCAGUCACACCUGAAGACUGGAGGAGGUACGACUGUGUGUUUCAUCUCUCUAGUGUGAAGGUGGACAUCAUCACCAAACUGGACAAAGCAAAGAUCAGAACCAACUGGGGCAAAAUCGUCUUUAGAAAAAACAAAGGUGAGCAACACUAAUUUAUUUAUUUAUUU
This is a messenger RNA of Micropterus dolomieu (smallmouth bass), 1071 nucleotides long. Its product is annotated as major histocompatibility complex class I-related gene protein-like. The record is from RefSeq and is a predicted model, not a curated record. The transcript is spliced from 4 exons. The coding region runs from base 115 to 1056 and encodes 313 amino acids. Lineage: Eukaryota; Metazoa; Chordata; Actinopteri; Centrarchiformes; Centrarchidae. Gene Ontology annotation, biological process: immune response. Gene Ontology annotation, cellular component: external side of plasma membrane.